AUGAAAAGAUGGCUUGGAUUGUCAUUGCGAAAACCUGAAGCAACAAGUUUAGGGCGAGCUACUAGCUUUAAUCGCACUACGGUCAACGAAUUUUUUGAAAAUUUGGAAGUGGCGUAUAAAAAAUUAGGAAAUAAUAUUACACCGUCAGCAAUUUAUAAUUUAGAUGAAACAGCUCUUACUACCGUGCAUAAUCCACCUAAAAUAGUUGCAGAAAAAGGCCAGAAACAGGUUGGUCAAGUGACAUCCGGUGAACGAGGAGUUCUUGUUACUGCUUGCUGUUUCAUAUGUGCGAAUGGCAAUUCGGUUCCUCCUUUUUUAGUGUUUCCACGUGUAAAUUUCAAAGAACACAUGCUCAAUGGUGCUCCUGCAGGCUCCGCUGGAGGCGCGUGUAAAAGUGGUUGGAUGAACAGCACAUUAUUUGUCGAAGUUUUAAAACAUUUUCAAAAUGAAACAAGGUCAUCCAUUGAAAAUAAAGUUUUACUGAUACUCGAUAAUCAUGAAUCACAUGUUUCAAUUCAAAGUUUGCAAUUCUGCAACAAUAAUGGCAUUAUUCUUUUAAUUUUACCGCCCCACACUUCAAAUAAAUUGCAGCCACUUGAUGUAGCAGUAUAUAAAUCUUUAAAAAAUGCUUUUAAUAUUGCCUGUAAUGACUGGAUGUUAAGCCACCCAGGUAAACCAAUUUCAAUUUAUGAAAUUAGUGGCCUUUUCGGUAUUGCAUAUCCAACUGCAUUUUCUCCUAGAAAUAUCAAGAAAGGAUUUGAAAGUACAGACAGACCUGCGAUAAUCAGUAAUGUGGAAGUUCCAUCGAAUGAAAAUUUUGAUAUAAUGAAUAUGCCAAUCAUAAUCGAAAUGCCAAAUAUUUCUACUUCGGAACAGCUUACCAUUCCAAAUGUAAGUUGUGAUUUAUCGAACGUGAUGAACGAACAUAGUCCUGAAAAUAAUCCUCAAAGAAAGAAAGCAAAUAAAAUCAGAUCAACAACAAUUUCACCAGAUCAAGUACGACCAUAUCCAAAGGCAGCGCCUAGAAAAGGAUCUACUCGACAAAGAAAACGCAGUGCGAUAUUAACAGGUUAA
This is a messenger RNA of Trachymyrmex cornetzi, 1074 nucleotides long. RefSeq lists its product as uncharacterized. Gene Ontology annotation, cellular component: nucleus. The transcript is spliced from 2 exons. Gene Ontology annotation, molecular function: DNA binding. Lineage: Eukaryota; Metazoa; Arthropoda; Insecta; Hymenoptera; Formicidae. The record is from RefSeq and is a predicted model, not a curated record. The coding region runs from base 1 to 1074 and encodes 357 amino acids.